Messenger RNA from Erinaceus europaeus (western European hedgehog), 2858 nucleotides. RefSeq names its product mannosyl-oligosaccharide glucosidase (gene MOGS). Gene Ontology annotation, cellular component: endoplasmic reticulum membrane. Gene Ontology annotation, biological process: protein N-linked glycosylation; oligosaccharide metabolic process. Gene Ontology annotation, molecular function: Glc3Man9GlcNAc2 oligosaccharide glucosidase activity. The transcript has 4 exons. The coding region runs from base 109 to 2628 and encodes 839 amino acids. NCBI's taxonomy places the organism in Eukaryota, Metazoa, Chordata, Mammalia, Eulipotyphla, Erinaceidae. The record is from RefSeq and is a predicted model, not a curated record.
GUGGGACUUCCGGCGGGAGGCGGGGCCGAACCCGGAAGCGCAGAGCGGCAGGUGCAGCGGCGUGUCUCCCGAGCUGGGACGGCGAGAUCGCUGUCCCCGGGUGCAGGGAUGGCUCGGGGCGAGCGGCGCCGCCGCGGGGUGCAGUCAGAUGGUGCGCGGACGGCUGAGAGGAGGGGCGGCCCGGCGCGGCGGGACGGCCGGCGCGGCGAGGCCAUGGGCGCCCCCGGGAGGCCGGCUCUGGCCGUGGUGGUCCUGGCGCUGGCGCUGGCGCUGGGCCUGUCGGGGUCCUGGCUGCUGAGCUGGCAGCGCGCGCGCCGGGCCGUCACGCUGCACCCCGCGCCCCCCGCGCUGCCCCCCGACUCUUCCAGCCCCGCCGUGGCCCCGGGCCUCUUCUGGGGCACCUACCGCCCUCACGUCUACUUUGGCAUGAAGACCCGAAGCCCGAAGCCCCUACUCGCCGGACUGAUGUGGGCGCAGCAAGGCUCCACCCCGGGGACCCCUAAGCUCAGGCACACGUGUGAGCAGGGGGACGGCGUGGGCCCCUAUGGCUGGGAGCUCCAUGACGGCCUCUCCUUCGGGCGGCAGCACAUCCAGGAUGGGGCCCUGCGGCUCACCACUGAGUUCGUCAAGAGGCCCGGGGGUCAGCACGGAGGGGACUGGAGCUGGAGAGUCACUGUAGAGCCUCAGGCUCCAGGCACUACCGCCCUUCCAUUGGUCUCCCUGUUCUUCUAUGUGGUGACAGAUGGCAAGGAAGUCCUAGUGCCCGAGACAGGGGCCAAGGGACAGUUGAAAUUUAUCAGUGGACACACCAGUGAGCUUGGUGACUUUCGCUUUACUCUUCUGGCACCGACCAGUCCAGGGGAUACUACUCCCAAAUAUGGCAGCUACAAUGUCUUCUGGUCAUCCAACCCAGGACUUCCUUUGCUGACAGAGUUUGUGAAGAGUCGCCUUAAUAGCUGGUUUCAGCACCGGCCUCCAGGGGCUACCCCUGAACGUUACCUUGGUUUGCCAGGAUCACUUAAGUGGGAGGAUAGAAGCCCAGGUGGGCAAGGACAGGGGCAAGGGCAAUUCCUGAUACAGCAGGUGACUUUGAAAGUCCCUUUUUCUUUGGAGCUGGUGUUUGAAUCAGGCAGUGCUCGGGGAGGAGGAAGACAAACCUUGGAGCAGCUGUCGGGCAGCCUGCUGACCCAGGCCCUGAAGAGUCACGCCACAUCCUUUAGAGAACGUUUUGAGAAGACUUUCCGACUAAAUGAGAAGGGCCUCAGGGCUGAAGAGCAGGCUUUAGGUCAGGCUGCCCUCAGUGGUCUGCUUGGUGGGAUUGGCUACUUCUAUGGACAGAGUCUGGUGUUGCCAGAUAUGGGGGUUGAGGGGUCUGAGCAGAAGGUGGACCCAGCCCUCUUUCCACCAGUCCCUCUGUUCACAGCAGUCCCCUCCCGGUCAUUCUUCCCACGAGGUUUCCUUUGGGACGAGGGCUUCCACCAGCUGGUGGUCCAGCGAUGGGACCCCAGCCUCACUCGUGAGGCCCUGGGUCACUGGCUGGGGUUGCUCAAUGCUGAUGGCUGGAUUGGGCGGGAGCAGAUACUGGGGGAUGAAGCUCAAGCCCGAGUGCCCCCAGAAUUCCUGGUGCAACAGACAGCUCAUGCCAACCCCCCAACCCUACUUUUGCCUGUAGCCCAUAUGCUAGAAGGUGGUGAGCCUGCCAACAUGGUGUUCCUCCGCAAGGCCUUCCCCCGUCUGUAUGCUUGGUUCUCCUGGCUCCACAAGAGCCAGGUAGGGCCAGUGCCACUAUCUUACCGCUGGCGGGGUCGGGACCCAGCCUUGCCAACCCUACUGAACCCCAAGACACUGCCUUCAGGACUAGAUGAUUAUCCCCGAGCUUCACACCCUUCAGCCACUGAGCGGCACCUAGACCUGCGGUGCUGGGUGGCACUGGGUGCCCGUUUGCUGGCACAGCUGGCAGAGCAGCUGGGAGAUACUGAGGCAGCCACAGAGCUGGGCCCACUGGCUGCCUCACUGGAAGCAGAAGAGAAACUGGAUGAGCUGCAUUGGGCACAAGAGCUAGGAGUCUUUGCAGAUUUUGGGAAUCACACGAAAGCAGUGCAGCUGAAGCCUCGCCCCCCUCAGGGGCUGGUACGGGUGGUGGGCAGGCCCCAUCCUCGGAUGCAGUAUGUGGAUGCCAUGGGCUACGUCAGUAUUUUCCCUUUGCUUUUGCGGCUGCUGAAUCCCAACUCGUCCCACCUUGGGCCCCUGCUGGAUGUUCUAGCUGACAGCCGCCACCUCUGGAGUCCCUUUGGUUUACGCUCCCUUGCAGCCUCCAGCUCUUUUUAUGGCCAGCGCAAUUCAGAGCACGAUCCCCCCUAUUGGCGGGGUGCUGUGUGGCUCAAUGUCAACUACCUGGCCUUGGGGGCUCUAUAUCACUAUGGGCAUCUGGAGGGUCCCCACCAGGCCCGGGCUGCCAAGCUGCAUAGUGAACUCCGUGCCAAUGUGGUGGGCAAUGUGUGGCGGCAGUAUCACUCCACUGGUUUCCUAUGGGAGCAAUACAGCGACCGAGAUGGGAGAGGCAUGGGCUGCCGCCCUUUCCAGGGCUGGACUAGUCUUAUCCUACUAAUCAUGGCUGAAGACUACUAAGGAGACAGGACAGAAGGGGAGCCAGCCCCUUUUGUUUCAUUCUGGACUAGAGGGAUGAGGUCUUCAGCUUCUGCCCCCCCCCCCCAGCCCUCCUCAGUGACUAGGGCUUCAAACCCCUCUUGGUUCAUCUCAGGUGUUGCCUUGCUCCUUAUGCCAUCCCAUAGAGCCCUGUGGCAAAUGUGAAUUCAGAGUCUUAUUUUUCUAAAUAAAUUGGAAAACUGCCAAACUGA